AGCCAUCACCACCUCAAAAUGUCCAAUUUCGACCCAAACGCUGUCAUCCGCGGCGCGCAGCUCACCAUUGUAGGCGCCUACCGCGCCCUGCAGAACCCCUCCCUCUUCGAGAUGAAGCACUACCGACAAGCCUUUCUCGCCGUGGUGAUAGGCGCAGCGCUACGCCUGCUCGUCGCGGCGCCCAUAUUCGGGGUGAAGGUGCUCCUGGGCUUCGUCGGGCUGUUCGUGGACCUGUCCGCCGUGACCUGGGAUGACGACAUCAUAUCCGGUCUCGACUUCCUGGAGAAGAGCGUGCUGCAGGUCCCCUUUUUCCUGAUGAGCGCCAUGAGGUACCUGGUGCCCACCCUUGACGACAUGUUCAUGCAGAGUCUCGAGUGGGUGGACAAGACGUACCUCAUGAAGCACGCGGACGAGAACCCGGAAGGGCUCAGGGCGCUGUACUACCCUAACCUCAGGCUCUACUCCAGGAAGGCUGGCGGCGCGGGUGCCCCGGGCGUGGCCAAGGCUCUUAGGCCAUUCUUGAUCAAGUAUGCUCGCCGGGCGGCUAUCUCGAUUGCGGUUUACUUUGCUUCCUUCUUGCCGGUUGUGGGACGGUUCGUGUUGCCCGCGGCGUCGUUCUACUCGUUCAAUAGGGCCGCCGGACCGAUUCCUGCGAUCGCGGUUUUCGGUGUGGGGCUACUGCUGCCGAAGAGGUGGAUGAUUGUUUUCCUGCAGGGGUAUUUUGCCAGCAGGGGCCUUAUGAGAGAAUUACUUGAGCCAUACUUUUGCAGGAUCAGUUUUGACAAGCAGCAGAAGAAGAGGUGGUUCCGGGAAAGAGAGGGAUUGCUGUUCGGAUUCGGCGUAGGGUUUUACCUCUUGCUCAAGACACCUUGGUUGGGCGUGUUGAUUUAUGGUAUUGCGGAGGCAAGCACGGCCUAUCUUAUCACUAAGGUAUGUACUACCCCCCCCCCCCCCCUUCCUCCCUCGGAGCUUCGCAUGAAAUCGGAGUUAACGUAAUGGGCACGAUAGAUUACCGACCCCCCUCCACCGCCCAGUAGCAGCAAGGGAUUCGCCGAGACGCAAGUGGUGUGGAAGAAUAAACACGAAUUCAUGAAGCUAGAUCUAGAUAAGCUCGAUAGAUUGAACGUUAAAAGUGCUAUCAAGGGGGCGGAGAGCCCGUUUGUGAGUGGCAUGGCUGAGAAGAAGAGUUUGUGACGUCUGCGAAAUUGGUGUCGAAAGGCACUGGGGGUUUUUUUUUUCUUUUCUCCCUUUCUUCCUUUCUUUCUUUCCUGUUUCUCUUUUGUCUCGCUUUCGGUUGAAAAAGAGAGAGUGGAGGGGAAGGCUGGCUACACGGAGCGGUUUGAGUUCCGGUCUGAGGCCGUACACCUAUAUUAUUGCCAAUAAUGCUCGCAAGAAUUGACCACGGUGUUAGCACCGCACCUUAUAUAAAAGUUUGGUGAGUGACUACGGCCAUAUAUUCUCACUCGGAGUUGGAAGUUCACAGGGGUCCGUGGGUUGUCCGGAUGCUUUUGCAUCUGACGAGGUAGGUGGGGGGGUUGUUUUGGGCACAAGGUUCGGAGCA
Tuber aestivum (summer truffle) is the source of this 1561-nucleotide messenger RNA. The record is from the annotation of a GenBank genome assembly. Lineage: Eukaryota; Fungi; Ascomycota; Pezizomycetes; Pezizales; Tuberaceae.